AUGUGCAAACAUUUCGGCGCAGAGGGACAUUCAUCCAUCGACAUUACAAAGGGUCGAGAGAUUCUGCCGGCCAAUGUCAAGCCUGUCCACUAUGAUUUGACUCUCGAGCCCGACUUUGAGAAGUUUACCUACGAUGGCACCGUCGUCAUUGACUUAGACGUCGUCGACGACACCACCUCGAUAUCGCUAAACACAAACGAGCUCAAGAUACACUCGACCAGAGUUACUGCAGGCGAGCACGUAAUCUCCGAGUCGCCCACCGUUUCCCACGAUGAAGAUGCACAAACCACCAAGGUCAGCUUCGACCAGACAAUCCCCGGCGGAAGCAAGGCGAAGCUCACCAUGACCUUCUCCGGAAUCCUGAACGACAACAUGGCUGGCUUCUACCGCUCCUCGUUCAAGGCCGAGGACGGAUCUACCACAUACAUGGCUACAACGCAGAUGGAGCCUACCGAUGCGAGGCGAGCAUUCCCGUGCUUCGAUGAGCCUGCGUUGAAGGCAAAAUUCACCGUAACACUCGUCGCGGACGAGAAGAUGACGUGCUUGAGCAACAUGGACGUGGCCUCAGAGAAGAAGGUGGAUUCAAAGGUCGCGGGCGGAAAGAGAAAGGCUGUCACGUUCAACCCAACUCCGCUCAUGUCGACAUAUCUCUUGGCGUUCAUUAUUGGCGAGCUCAACUACAUCGAGACGAACAACUUCCGCGUACCCGUGCGCGUGUAUGCGCCGAAAGAUAGGGACAUUGAGCACGGUCGAUUUUCGCUCGAGCUCGCCGCAAAGACCUUGGAGUUCUACGAGAAGACCUUCAACAGCCCUUUCCCACUGCCAAAGAUGGACAUGAUUGCCAUUCCCGACUUCAGCGCCGGCGCCAUGGAGAACUGGGGUCUUGUCACGUAUCGUGUCGUGGACGUGCUCAUUGACGAGAAGGUCAGUGGUGCAGCUGUCAAGCAGCGGGUAGCCGAGACUGUGCAACACGAACUCGCACAUCAGUGGUUCGGCAAUCUCGUUACCAUGGACUUCUGGGACGGUCUGUGGCUAAACGAGGGAUUUGCGACAUGGAUGUCAUGGUACUCUUGCAACGUCUUCUAUCCCGACUGGAAGGUCUGGGAAGGCUACGUUACAGACAAUCUUGCCGGUGCUCUUUCGCUCGACUCCCUGCGCAGCAGUCACCCCAUCGAGGUUCCAGUCAAGCGCGCUGAUGAGAUCAACCAAAUCUUCGAUGCCAUUUCGUACUCGAAGGGCUCCAGUAUCAUCCGCAUGAUCUCAAAGUACAUUGGUGAAGACAUCUUCAUGGAGGGUAUCCGAAGAUAUCUCAAGAAGCACGCCUAUGGCAACACAGAGACCGGCGAUCUUUGGGCCGCUCUCGCUGAUGCUAGUGGCAAGGAUGUCGGCAAAGUCAUGGACAUUUGGACGAAGAAGGUCGGCUUCCCUGUGGUCACUGUUACCGAAGGCACCGACUCUAUCCACCUCAAGCAAAACCGCUUCCUUCGCACAGCCGAUGUCAAGCCGGAAGAGGAUCAGACGCUAUAUCCCGUAUUUCUCGGACUACGAACAAAGGAGGGCGUCAACGAGGACCUGACGCUCUUUGACCGGGAGGCAGACUUCAAGCUUAAAGACUUGGACUUUUUCAAGCUCAACGCAGAUCAUUCUGGCCUUUAUCGGACAUCGUAUUCGCCGGAGCGGUUAAGGAAGCUUGGUGUUGCUGCGAAGGAUGGACUCCUCACCGUAGAAGAUAGGGCUGGCAUGAUUGCCGAUGCCGGAUCCUUGGCUGCCUCUGGCUACCAGAAGACGUCUGGCAUUCUCUCGCUUCUUGACAGCUUCAAGGACGAGUCGGAGUUUGUGGUUUGGCAGGAAAUUACCGGUCGCAUCGGCUCUCUUCGCGGUGCAUGGAUGUUCGAGGAUCAGAAAGUUAGGGAUGCUCUCAAGAAGUUCCAGCUCGAGCUUGGUGCAGACAAGGCACAUGAGCUGGGAUGGACCUUUGGUGAGGAUGAUGGGCAUAUCGAGCAACAGUUCAAGGGCUUGAUGUUCGGCGCCGCCGGAAUUGCUGGUGACGAGAAGAUCACCAAGGCAUCUUUCGAUAUGUUUGAGAAGUUCAAGGCUGGAGACAAGUUGGCCAUCCACCCUAACAUUCGCGGCAGCGUAUACGCCAUCGUUCUGGCCAACGGGGGCAAGGAAGAAUACGAUGUCAUUGUCGACGAAGCCCUCCACGCCGCUACAAGCGAUGAACGCAACUCUGCUCUCCGCUCGCUCGGCCGUGCCAAAUCUCCCGAACUCAUCCAACGCACCCUCGACUUUGCUCUUAGCAAGGACGUCAAGGGUCAGGACAUCUACCUGCCCAUCUCAGCAUUGCGGUCACAUCCGGAGGGCUGCUUCGCGCUCUGGAAGUGGGUCAAGGAUAACUGGGAGGAACUCGAGAGGAGGCUGCCUCCUAGCUUGAGCAUGCUGAGCUCCGUUGUUUCCAUCACCACAUCCAGCUUUACCCACCGUGAUCACAUCAAGGACAUCGAGGCUUUCUUCAAGGACAAGAGUACAAAGGGCUUCGAUAUGUCGCUUUCUCAGAGCAUCGAUGCCAUCAGCGCCAAAGCUGCCUGGCUCGAGCGAGAUUCUGAAGAUGUCAAGACUUGGCUUCAGGAGCACAAGUACUUGCAGUAG
This is a messenger RNA of Cucurbitaria berberidis CBS 394.84, 2649 nucleotides long. RefSeq lists its product as uncharacterized. NCBI's taxonomy places the organism in Eukaryota, Fungi, Ascomycota, Dothideomycetes, Pleosporales, Cucurbitariaceae. The coding region runs from base 1 to 2649 and encodes 882 amino acids. The transcript has 3 exons. The record is from RefSeq and is a predicted model, not a curated record. Gene Ontology annotation, cellular component: cytoplasm. Gene Ontology annotation, molecular function: metalloaminopeptidase activity; zinc ion binding; peptide binding. Gene Ontology annotation, biological process: proteolysis; peptide catabolic process.